CCGUCGCGCGCGCACCGUCGGUCGUCGGCGGCCAUAACGAGGCCGGCCGGUCGCAUUGCGCGACUAUCACAGUACCGCAGUCGUUUCGGUGUGUGUUGCUGAAACAGUCAGUGGUGGUGGGCGACGACGACGACGACGACAAAUCGGUAAUCUCAUCGAAACGACAGUUUUGGCGCGUGUGGCCGUGUACCGCGCGCGUUCGUUUCGCGAUUGGUCGUAGUGGCGGCGUCGGUAGCCGACAGUCGUUCUACAUUCUACAAUGCUCCGGGAGAUCAUAAAACGCGUGCACGCGGGAGCAGCUGCUGCCAAUAGUGGUUGAUACCUACGCUUUAAACAGUUAUCAUGUUUACCAGCUGCCGUCGUCGUUGAUUAUAAAUGCAAUACAAUAUAAUAUUUUUUGACGCAUUGCAAUAGUAUUAACGAUCGUUCGCUUUUCUCGAUCUAGUCGGCUUAACAGUAUUGCACUACUCGAGGGGGGAAUGUUGAAAUUUUCUCGUUUAAUUUCCAGUAUUGGGGGGUAUCGUAUAAAAAGAUAUUAGAAAAUAAUUUAUAAAAAUGAAUGUUAUAUAAUUAAAUUAAUUUAUAUUCUUUUUAACCAAAAAUGACUAAUAACAAAUACAUUUAAAACAAUUUGAUUACUGUUGGAUAAUCUUUAUUCGGAACCAUACAAUUUGUUGUGAAUUCAUUGAUCACCAUACUGAAUUCUGCAGUAUAUUGCGUAUAUUUAUAAUGUAAUGUUAUCUUGAGUUGUCGUGUAGGUACUCGUCUAUGUUUUCGUUUCCCGCCUCAAAAAUUAACAGUGCCAUCGCUUCGUCGUGUCUCAUACUAUUGUUUGCAUACUUGAUACGUAUGCCCCGAUCACUGACGAUGUAAUACAAACUUUACCGCGGUGCACUUAUGUAAACAACUACAUUUCAUCACGUGACACUUCAUCGGCCAUACACGAGUUGGUUGCAAAAUGUUGACACUAUCCGUAAGAAAUAGAAGCAAGUCUAAAAGAAUCCAGUCACCAAAAAUUGAUGAAUUGUUAGAAUCAGUUGGAUUAAUGAGACAUGUAGUCCCUAGAGAUGGCAAUAGUUUAUUCAGAUGUAUUUCACAAUGUGUGUUUCUAACCCAAAGUUGCCACAUGAUUGUACGACAACAACUUCUACAAUUUUCUACACUACAAACCAAAGAAUUUGUUCAGAUGACCCAGUUAUCAGUCGACAAAUAUGCAAACAAAAUUACUGAUACAAAAAUAGAUGGUGAAUUGUUGGAUAUGCGUGUGGCUGCUAAAAUAUAUAAAAUUAAUAUAUCAUUUUAUGUUGAUUCUCAUCCUUUUAUACCUCUAAAUAUUGAAACUCCAAAUGCAAUAAAAACUUUAAAUAUUUGUCUCAAUUAUGAAGGGACUUACGAUUUAGUUCUUGUCAAAGAGUCUGUUGUAAAUAUUUCAUUUUGUCAAGCAAUUAUAUAUGAAAUGUUGUACAACAAUGUUUUUAAACUAUCUGGUGUAGAUUUUGCUGUAAAAGAAAUGUUGUAUGAUAGAAAUUUACCAGCUUCAAGGUCAAGUGACCGGAUUAGUUUGGAAAAGAGAGCUACUUGUACAGAUAUGAAAGAGCUGCUUGAAUAUGGUAUUACUCCAUUCCCAUUUAAAGUGGCUAAAGCUUUGACACCUAAAUUAUACAGAAAUACAGAGUAUGAUAUUUGGUUGAAUAAUAAAAAAGAAAAAUUCUAUGGUAGAUGGAAUAAUUGGGAGUUUAAGGAAGGCAGCAAAUGUAUGGUUUCUAUUGGCACUCAGGGGUAUCAUUGUUAUAUUCAACGUAUUCAUGGUAAAAAUGAACCAGUUGAAGUAUAUGUAAAAGAUUUGGCUCAAAAAAUGUAUGUGGAAUAUGAUCAGUUAAAAUUAAUACCAGUUGAACAAAAUAUGGGAGAAUUGAUAGAGAAUCCUAUACAUAUGAAUCAAGUAUUUUCAACUAUAGUUGACUGUAACGAAUUUAUUUUUCGAGGUCCUGAACAAAGUGAAGCUUCCGUUCAGUAUUCAGGCUUUAAUCAUGGAUCAACAAUUCAUGGGAUCUUUUCUGGUCAAAUGUUUCAUCCAUCUUAUGUUCAACAGCAUCCAGCUCUGCCUAUGUCUCCUCUAAAUUUGACAAAUAAUGAAAAUGUAAUGCGUCCAUGGUAUAUAUCUACACCUCCUCCACUUUUAUCAAACAAUUUUCAUCCAUUUAAUGAACAAAUUAUACUAUUAGAACCACACUCCAAUUUAAAUAAAAAUUGUAUUUCGCCAAAUUUUAUGGAAACUUUGCCUAAGUCAAACUGUGGACCACAUGCUCAACCAAUACUUUCGCCAUUUUACUGUAAUCAUCAACCAUGUACACCGUAUAGUUGUGUGCAGUGCAACAAUGGGGAAGAAAGUGUGGCCAUGGAUUCUAAUCAUGCGUAUCAACCUUGGCUAGUGCCAGAGUUCGAUGAGCCUGCAGAUGAAUUGCACCAAUGAAUGAUUUUAAGGCUGAUUUAAUGUAACAAGGACUGAUAUUUAUUAAUGUAUAUGUGAUAAAAACUAACUUCUUAUUUAACUUAGAAGAUAUAUUAUUAUAAAAGGACAAUUUUUUUUUAGUUUUAUAUUGUUAUUUUUUUAUUCCUACAAGUUUGUUAUUAAAUUGUAAUUUUUAAAAAGACUUAUUUUGUAUACCUAAGUAUGGUUCCAUUAUUA
Messenger RNA from Rhopalosiphum maidis (corn leaf aphid), 2689 nucleotides. Its product is annotated as putative bifunctional UDP-N-acetylglucosamine transferase and deubiquitinase ALG13. The coding region runs from base 959 to 2473 and encodes 504 amino acids. NCBI's taxonomy places the organism in Eukaryota, Metazoa, Arthropoda, Insecta, Hemiptera, Aphididae. The transcript has 2 exons. The record is from RefSeq and is a predicted model, not a curated record.